CUCGCCUCUGCCGUCGCGCUGGCUGAGUCAAUCCAGCUUCAGGAUUUGGAAAGCAUGGCGCCGGACCGAGGCUAUACAGAACUGCAGAAUGAAAGAGCUGGAGAUGGUGAAGAGACGGAACACGCGGCGUUGAGACGUAGUGGAACGGGGACUCGCAGUUACUUGGCUGAGCGGGCAUCGCAGCCGCAGAACUUCACGCUCCGUGGUAUUUUGGUUGGCUUGGCGAUCGGAAUCGUCAUUUGCUUCUCCAAUAUGUAUUUUGGGUUGCAAACAGGUUGGGUGAGUGGCAUGGCCAUGCCUUCGGCGCUGAUUGGGUUUGCGUACUUCAAGGUUGUUGCGAAGACGCUUAAGUUGCCGUUUACACCAGUCGAGAAUGUCUUGAUUCAGUCAGUCGCGGGAUCAGUUGGUACCAUGCCCCUAGGAUGCGGAUUCGUGGGUGUCAUUCCGGCAUUGAACUACCUGUUGAAACCAGAAGAGAACGGACCCCUGGAUAUUAGUCUCUGGAAGUUAAUUGUUUGGGCCGUCGGAAUCUGCUUUUUUGGUGUGGUCUUUGCGGUUCCGCUUCGGAAGGAAGUGAUUAUCCGGGAGAAGCUCAAGUUUCCGAGUGGAACUGCUACUGCGCUGCUUAUCAGGGUGCUUCAUGGGGACAAGGAAUCCAAAGAGGUAGUAACUCGCGAGCAAGAGCUUUCCGAUGACGAAGAAGCGUCUCAGGGACUUUUGCAGGGAUCGAGUGCCCAGCGAGAAGAGCAUGACCUGCGACCAUCUUUGGACAACCCGAAAAUCACAGGACAGGAGCCUGAAGAGGAUGGAGAUGAUGGAGACUGGAAAUCCAAGAUAAGGCUACUGUUAAUCUCGUUUGCUGGAUCUGCCUUGUUCACCGUUGUGUCCUACUUCAUCCCACAACUGCACGAUAUUCCUAUUUUUGGCCUUUCCCUAGCACAGAAUUGGCUUUGGACAUUAAACCCUUCACCAGCUUAUGUUGGACAAGGCAUCAUCAUGGGUCCGGCUACGACACUACAUAUGCUCCUCGGUGCCAUCAUUGGCUGGGGUGUCCUCUCACCACUUGCAAAGCACAAGGGAUGGGCUCCAGGACCUGUUUCUGACUGGACAAACGGCUCCAAGGGUUGGAUUGUAUGGAUAUCACUUGCCAUCAUGCUGGCAGACUCCCUUGUCAGCUUAGGAUGGCUGCUUCUACGGCCACUCGUCACGUUUUCCACAGCAUAUUACCCGACUGCCAAAGAGAUUUUUCAGUCGCAUACCUGGAAGGAGAUUCUCACGUUCAACAUUACGCCCAGGCAAGGAUACACACAGGUUGGCGAUGGGACGGCAGAGACUCCGUUGAUAUCUAUCAAAAAGCACUUUGCUGCUGAUUCAGACCCAGAUGCACCCCCUGAGCAUCUCGUAUCGAACCGCACCACCAUUAUCGGACUCGUCGUCUCGCUAGUCCUAUGUGUCAUUGCAGUUCACGUGACGUUCCCCGGCUUGAUCCCCUUCCGCCUAACGCUUCUAUCACUGGUCCUCGCGCUCUUCCUUUCCAUAAUGGGCGUCCGCGCACUAGGCGAAACAGAUCUCAACCCCGUCUCCGGCAUCUCCAAGCUCACGCAACUCGUCUUCGCACUUGUCACGCCAACGACAGGGCCAGCUGCCAAGAACGCAGUCAUUAUCAAUCUCGUGGCUGGUGCAGUGUCCGAGUCUGCAGCACUACAAGCGGGAGAUUUGUUGCAGGAUCUCAAGUGUGGGCAUAUACUGGGAGCGGCACCGAAUGCACAGUUUUGGGGUCAGAUGAUUGGAUCGGCAGUUGGUGCGGUGGUGUCGGCGAUUGUGUACAAAUUGUAUACGAAUGUUUAUACCAUUCCUGGUGGGUUGUUCGAGGUACCAACGGGUUAUGUGUGGGUCUUUACCGCACGACUGGUGACAGGAAAGGGUCUGCCACCUAUGGUCAAGGAAUGGGCGAGCGGAGCGGCUGUCAUCUUUGCUGUCAGUACGGUAAUCAGGGUCUGGGGCAACACUCGAAAGCGGAACGGCUUGAGUGGAUGGUGGAUUGACUUUGUGCCUGGCGGAAUUGCUGUUGCUGUUGGUAUGUAUAACACGCCUUCGUUCACGCUGGCACGCACAGUUGGGGGUCUGAUAAGUCUUUGGUGGCGGCGCUGGAAGGGCAGAAACGAAACUCCUAUUAUUGUACUUGCGAGUGGUCUGAUUUUGGGCGAGGGAUUACUCAGUAUCGUGAACCUCUUACUGGCCAGUUUGAAUGUGCCGCAUCUCUAGAGUGGCCUACUAGCAAUUAAGUCUUCUAUUGUCUGUA
Bipolaris maydis ATCC 48331 is the source of this 2302-nucleotide messenger RNA. Its product is annotated as OPT oligopeptide transporter protein-domain-containing protein. Gene Ontology annotation, cellular component: fungal-type vacuole membrane. The record is from RefSeq and is a predicted model, not a curated record. Gene Ontology annotation, molecular function: oligopeptide transmembrane transporter activity. NCBI's taxonomy places the organism in Eukaryota, Fungi, Ascomycota, Dothideomycetes, Pleosporales, Pleosporaceae.